GUUCAUUUUGAAACGGAAGAUUAGCACAUUAUGUUCCAUGAAAUAAGUGUGACAGUUGUGAGGAUAACACAUGUGAAAUGCAUUCAACAUAUCGUCAGAUGACCGCAAGCAAACGGCGAUAACUCAUUUGAUCUUUUGCUUCUCCCUGAAUAACUCGGCUAAACUGCUGUGCUUAGCGAGUUGGCAGGCUGACGAGGUUACCUUAGCUAGCUAACUUAGUUAGCUUGUUGGCUAGCAAGUGAAGUGAAUGAGAUUCUUUGUUUCGAUGAUCUGUGGGUCAACACAACCGCUACCGAUGGUAUCGUAUAGUUAACCGAAACCGCAAUAAAUGAAGGAAUAUAAAACCGCACUAUUGAUUUGCUAACACCAUUCACAAGAGGUUGGAGUCAGGUGAAAGAGCCAGGUUUGUGUUGUCAUGGGAAAUUGUCUAAAAUCACCCACAUCGGAUGAUAUCUCCUUGCUACAUGAAUCCCAAUCCGACAGAGCCAGUUAUGGAGACGGGACAGACCCAGAUUUAGAGCCUCCUCCACCUUAUGAGGAGCAAGCCCACAUGCCUGUGUACCACCCCACUCCCAGUCAGAGGUGUCUGGCCACACAGCUGAGUGAGGAGGAGCAGAUACGCAUUGCCCAGCGGAUUGGUCUCAUCCAGCACCUGCCCAGAGGGGUGUUCGAUGCUGGCAAGAACCCCUCAGAGAAGAAGAUCAGAGAGUGUGUGAUCUGUAUGAUGGACUUUGUGUAUGGGGAUCCCAUCCGGUUCCUUCCCUGCAUGCAUAUCUACCACAUGGACUGCAUAGACGACUGGCUCAUGCGGUCAUUCACCUGUCCAUCCUGCAUGGAACCUGUUGACGCCGCGCUUCUCUCCACCUACGAGACCAACUGAGCGCCUGCUAAAACCUCGCUCAAGACCUCCUUGCUGUUCUAUGCUGACACCUCCCCACACCCACUCUCCACUCCUCCCCCAAUCCCCCAGUCUCCCCAGAGACACUGAGAAACACAGGAGGGACUUUCGGAGACACUGAGAAACACAGGAGGGCCUUUCUGAUAAGGUCCAGGAGUUCAGAGGGUCUCCCAGCAUCGUGAACUAAGGACGUUCUUAAGGUUAUGGCUCUUGACCACUUUCUGGAAUCUGUACUUCUGCACUGUGUGCUGCAGUUGAUCAGGCAAGCUGAUGAGGAGGAGGAGAGGGAUGGACAGCAGAACCUGGUCAUUCAGUGCACUCACUAAUUCAGAAGAACUGACAGAUUCUGGUGCCCUCAGUGUUCUUUGUGUGUGAUAGAGGAAGCCACAUGAAGGGGAUGAUCUUAUGAACACCAUUGUCCCUCAGUAAUCCUUACAGUUCUUCAGCCCUGUAAAAUGUGAGAGAGAGUGUAUGGCCUAAGAAUGUUUUCAGACCAGUUGAGCAAGUGAAGUGUCUCAUGUCCAAAUGUUUUGCCCUCAAGCAUGCACAGCGACAUCUGUGCUCCAUAUGUGAGCAACCAUUUGUUGAAUUCACUUACUGUUUGUUCUGAGGUCAACAGAUUCAAUUGGCUGUCAUAACUUCAAAUCAAAGCGGCGAGCAGACUGGCCGUGCUGGAGUCGAUCUGAAAGAGGUUCCAGUGUAUUGAAUCUGGAUUAUACAGAGAAGCACCAGGUCAGUAUGGACAGAUAUAAGAGCUGAAUUGUGCCUGGUUAGGUUCUCCUGCUCUGGUUUAGAGAAAGUUUUCUAAACAGUGGCUCUUCGCAUGGUACCUCUGCACCCUUGAUUUUACUGUAACCACAUCACCCCAAAAACUAAUAUAGCCUCGGAAGCACCAUCCACUGAAAAAGACAAAGAGUGAAGUGAAGAAGAUGAAGGUUAAGAUGCUGUAGAGAUUUCAUACCCAGCGUCAGCAGGGACACUCAUUAGUCCCUUAUAUUCACUCAUUAGAACCUUAUGGUUCAGUAUUAGUGUUAGGAAGGGGAGUAAUAUAUAUAUCUACCAUUCAUUCUGGAGGGCUCUGAGUGCUUGAAGGAGGAGGAGCUCCAGUACAGCAGUCUCAAAUUACCAUAGGAAAUGCUUGCACAUGCUUAUAUUACUCGAUCUAGAGAUUUGCACUUUACAGAAGAUAGUAAUGGGAAUUGUGUAUUUAUGUAUAUAACCUUGUGCUUGUCUUUCCUCUGUUCCUCCUUUUGUGCACAGAUCCUUCUUUUCAGUAAUGCUGAUGGAAAUGCUACUAUAUGUCACAGUUCACUUGUUAAACACUGCGCAUUGUCGUCAUCUGGUGUGCUGUGGCAGUAAUGACCAUUGUAACACUAUGUUUAAAACUGAUCUGUAAUACAGUGAUGAAACCUUAUUGACUCUCUGAGUUUGAA
Messenger RNA from Chanos chanos (milkfish), 2331 nucleotides. Its product is annotated as RING finger protein 11-like. Gene Ontology annotation, molecular function: ubiquitin protein ligase activity. Bases 416 to 880 code for a protein of 154 amino acids. The record is from RefSeq and is a predicted model, not a curated record. Gene Ontology annotation, biological process: ubiquitin-dependent protein catabolic process. Gene Ontology annotation, cellular component: ubiquitin ligase complex. The transcript has 3 exons. NCBI's taxonomy places the organism in Eukaryota, Metazoa, Chordata, Actinopteri, Gonorynchiformes, Chanidae.